AUGUGGAGAGAAAUCAGACUCUUGGCUGACUCUAAGCCUGUUGUUGCAUCAAAGGCUGAUGUGGCAGCUAGUGGAGGAUAUUAUACGGCAAUGGGAACUGGAAUUAUAGUUGCAGAAAAUCUAACAUUGACUGGUUCAAUUGGAGUUGUGACAGGAAAGUUCAAUCUGGGAAAAUUAUAUGAAAAGAUUGGCUUUAACAAGGAGAUAAUAUCAAGGGGGAGAUAUGCUGAGCUCACUGCUGCAGAACAACGGCCAUUUAGACCUGAUGAGGCAGAACUCUUUGCUAAGUCUGCCCAGAAUGCAUAUAAGCAGUUUCGGGACAAGGCUGCCUUCUCAUGA
Molecule: messenger RNA, 339 nt
Organism: Coffea eugenioides
Lineage: Eukaryota; Viridiplantae; Streptophyta; Magnoliopsida; Gentianales; Rubiaceae
Product: serine protease SPPA, chloroplastic-like
Exons: 3
Coding region: 1-339 (112 amino acids)
Biological process (GO): proteolysis
Molecular function (GO): peptidase activity
Source: RefSeq, a predicted model, not a curated record